UUGUAUUAUCUAGAGAGAGAGAAAGAAGAGAGAGGAGUGGCUAAAAUGGUAAGAGCUCCAUGUUGUGAGAAAAUGGGAUUGAAGAAAGGGCCAUGGACUCCAGAAGAAGAUCAAAUUUUGAUAACUUUUAUUCAAAAAUAUGGACAUGAAAAUUGGAGGGCACUUCCUAAACAAGCAGGUUUGUUAAGAUGUGGAAAAAGUUGUAGAUUAAGGUGGACAAAUUACUUAAGGCCAGAUAUUAAAAGAGGAAACUUUAGUGAGGAAGAAGAACAAAUCAUCAUUAAGCUACAUCAACUUCUUGGAAACAGAUGGUCUGCAAUUGCAUCAAGACUGCCAGGAAGAACAGAUAAUGAAAUCAAGAACUUUUGGCACACUCACUUGAAGAAAAGGUUAGAAUUAAAACAAGACAAUGAUCUACCAUCCACUAUAGCAAAUGUAUCACAAAUAUUGGGUCAACAUAUUCCUUCAAACUAUCUUCAAGAUUCUCAAAAUAUUGUUGCCUAUCAUCCAACUUAUUAUCAUGAUCAAGAAGAUAUUCAAGAGAGUAAUUCAAAUUCUCAUCAUGACACUCAAUCAAACAAGGAGGAGAACAUGCAAUAUUCAACAAAUAAUGAACAUGGGGACAUGACUAGUUUCAACAAUGAUAUGGUUUUUUGGUAUAAUGUCUUCAUGAGUUCUGGAAACAAUGUGUCUGAUGAGAUCAGUUAGAGGUGUGUAAUUCAAAAUCAAGAUCAAGAGUCAGCAAAAUAAGUGUGAUUUUAUUAUGUAUACGUUUGAAAUUUUCGUGUGAUACAUGUAUACAUAUAGCUUGAGGCGAAAGUCUUAAUGGGCCUAGGUUCAGUUGAACUCAUCAAAAUCGUUCUAGACCCCACCUCUAAAUUAAUUACUAAAUUAUGAGAGUUGUAUUUCCACGAGAUGUGUGUUUAUAUUUAUCAACUAGUAAUUUGAGAUUGUUG
Solanum stenotomum is the source of this 956-nucleotide messenger RNA. RefSeq names its product transcription factor MYB14-like. The record is from RefSeq and is a predicted model, not a curated record. The transcript has 3 exons. Lineage: Eukaryota; Viridiplantae; Streptophyta; Magnoliopsida; Solanales; Solanaceae. Bases 46 to 708 code for a protein of 220 amino acids.